AUGUACCGAAAUUAUGUUAUGGCAACCGGUGCCCUGCUCCUCCUCCGGUCCGCCGCAGGCCCAGGUGUGCGGAGGAUGGACGAUGGUUUCUUCGGGGCUGAGCACGUUCAACCGCUCUUCUCCCCAUUUCAACCUCACCUACAUGACCUAAUGAGGAGGGAGGGCGGGUGCCAGGCUGGAUUCCAUCCAUGCGCGGUCUGCACGUCUGCAUCCUCGUCAGGAUAUUAUUGCGCGAGUUCUGUCACGGCGCCCGCAGCUUUACCUACCACCGUCAGCAUCAUCGUGUCGCCAACGGCCACCGCAGCACAAGCUGCGAGCGGGGGUGACGAUGUUGCACUCAAAGUCGGCCUUGGGGUUGGGAUCCCUGUAGCAGUCAUCAGUAUUGCUGUCCUUAUUUUCGCGUGGCGUAUUCGCGUAGCGAAGAAGCACCGCACCAAGAAUUCUGGCGUCGAUCAAAAGAAGGAUUACGAGAAGCCUGAAUUAGCUGCAGAUCCAGUCGUUGUUCCUGCUGAGCUUGAUGUCGGCGCUGGGGAGUUACCGGCCCAGAUUCUAGAGGCCGAGUUGCCGGAAGAUGGUAUCGUGGCCGAGCUUCCAGGAGAAGCAGAGCCGGCUGAGCCUGAAAGUCUUCAGGAACAAUGUGGUCAGAGAGAAGCUCACAAUGGAAGCCCGUGCUGA
Diaporthe amygdali is the source of this 675-nucleotide messenger RNA. RefSeq lists its product as uncharacterized. NCBI's taxonomy places the organism in Eukaryota, Fungi, Ascomycota, Sordariomycetes, Diaporthales, Diaporthaceae. The record is from RefSeq and is a predicted model, not a curated record. The transcript is spliced from 2 exons. The coding region runs from base 1 to 675 and encodes 224 amino acids.